AUGGCAGAUCCUCGCAACGCCGAUUUGACAAAACGACGUUUACAUGUGCAGAGCGCCGAGAAUUCGCAGGGUGCAUCCGCCCGCGGCACUCUGCGCCGCAAGGAGCACAGAAAGGUCCUCACUCAUCACCUGUACUUCUGCAUGCGGGACUUCGGCCACUCGGUCGGCGAGGACACCGAGAUUUACUUCUCUCUAUUCGAUGCCAAGCGGCAGCAGUACCUGAGCGAGCGCUUCCUGGUGCGCAUCAGCAAGGAGGGCUUCUCCAAUUACGUGGAGAAGAUGCACAGUAACUGCACCAUCUUCACGGAUCUGGGCAACUCCGAUCUGAGCCGCGAUCUUUACAUGGUCGCCCACGUGAUGCGCUGCGGCCGGAUGCUGUACUCCGAUUCCGGCAAGAACAAGACCGGAACGACGACUUACAGGCGGCCCCAUGGGGUGGCGGUUCUCUCCCUGGCGGAAGCCGCCCAAGAUCACGCGGAGGAACUCGAGAUGACCUUCAAAGUGUAUCAGGGAGAAGAAAAGGAGUUUCAUCAGCUGCACGAACAAAUCAUACGUAACAACAAGUGCUCUCCUCUACCCGGACAGCCCAAUUAUGGAAUAGUUGUGUCCCUUCGUAUCCUGCACGGCGAGCUGUCUCAAGUGCGGGAAGAGAAUCCGUUGCUGUUCAAGAAUAUUUGCCUCACGAAGAAGCUCGGUUUCUCGGACGUUAUUAUGCCGGGCGACGUGCGUAACGAUCUGUAUCUCAAGCUGGAACGGGGUGAAUUUGAACGCGGCGGAAAGUCUACUGGCAAGAAUAUCGAGGUGACAAUCCAGGUCCUAGACACGGACGGCCAACCGUUGGAGGAGUGUCUGUUUGGAGCCGCGGGGACGGACGGUAGCUCCGAGUAUCAGAGUUUGGUCAUAUACCAUCACAACAGCCCGUCGUGGGCGGAAACUGUGAGGCUGGCGAUACCCAUCGACAAGUUCUACGGGAGCCACGUGCGUUUCGAGUUUCGGCACUGCUCCACGCGUGAGAAGAACGACAAGAAACUUUUCGCCUUCGCGUUCGUACGGCUAAUGGAGCCCGGAGGUGCUACUCUUCAGGACGGCCCGCACGAGUUAUAUAUUUACAAAUGCGAGGAGCGCGCGAAAUUGGAUUCCUUGAGUUACCUGUCGUUGCCGAGCAGCACGAGGGAGCCAUGCGCCUCAGGUCCACCAACUUUUUCCAGGUCGCCCAAGGAGACUGUAUUCGUGCACACUCUGCUCUGCAGCACCAAGCUGACGCAGAACGUCGAUCUGCUCAGCUUGUUGCAAUGGAAGGCCCAUCCUGACCGAAUAUCCGAGGCUCUCGGCCGCGUUCUACGAUUGGACGGCGAGGAGCUGGUUAAGUUCCUGCAGGACAUUCUCGACGCGCUCUUCGCCAUGUUUCACACCGAGGACGGCAACUCCACGGCGCACUCCGGCCUGGUGUUCCAAGUACUCGUGUCUAUCUUCAGCCUGUUGGAGGACUCCAAGUUCGAGCAUUUCAAGCCGGUGAUGGACGCCUAUAUUUCGGACCACUUCGCCGCGGCUUUGGUGUACAAGGGCCUUCUCAGCAGCGUGCAGCACUGCGCCGAUUGGGUGACCGCCGCGGAGAAGCAGGAGCCGAUUAUGAAGUGCUUCCGCUCUCUCGAGUACAUCUUCAAGUUUAUCAUUCAGAGCCGGCUGUUGUUCGCCCGCGCGACCGCCGGCCAGUACGAGGACAGCUUCAAGCGCGACCUGUACUGCGUGUUCGCGGCCCUCAACAAGAUGCUGGGCAUCCCUUUCGAAAUGGUGCUGCUGUCGCAGAUCGCGCUGCUGCUGUCGAUCGCGGCGGUGUUCGAGCAGCUGGUGGCGGUGCUGCCGGUCCUCGAGGUGACCAAGCUCACCUGCACGAUGCUGGACUCGGUGCCGCGGGAGCCGCCGCUGCAGCUCACCCAGGCCAAGUUGGUCGCCAUUAAAAAUCUCACCUCGUCCAGCCUGUUCCGCAAGGACGACGAGAGUCGGAACAUGUUGCUCGUCACUGUAUGCCGGCACUUGCGCAUCCAUCUGGCGCGCAGGGAGGAACUGCGCUCCUGCACCGACAUCCUGGGCGAGAUACUCAGCUUCCUGCACAAACGCGGCAGGGACACGAACAAGGUCAACAACUGCAUACACCACGACGUCGAGACGCUCUGCCUGUCGGUGCUCGAUGUGCUCAUACAGACGAUACUGAUCGUGAUAAAUGCCAACGGCCCGGUCCUCGGCUGCCUCGUCGCCUGCCUCAUCGGGCUGCUUCAGCUGCUGGACGAGUACCAUUACGCGCGGCUCUGGGAAGAGUUGACCCACGGCGGCGAUCGCAAGCCCCUCAAGGACUUUCUGCUGCGGGUGUUCCUGGUGCUGCGGGAUCUCGUGCGCCAGGAGGUGUUCCCGCCGGACUGGCUGGUCAUCAGGAUGCAGGUCAACAACGUUAUCCUGCGGGCGCUGCAGGAGCUCGCGCAGCCGCUCGCUUUCCGCUUCCUCCAGGGCAGCUUCGACUCGCAGCUGUGGUCCACGUACUUCAACCUCGCGGUGGCUUACCUCACCCAGCCGUCGCUCCAGCUCGAGCAGUUCUCCGAGGUCAAGCGGGAGAAGAUCGUGGAGAAGUACGACGACAUGAGGGUGCUCAUGGGUUUUCAGAUACUGUCCAUGUGGUCGCACCUGGGCGAGCGUAAGCUCGAGUUCAUACCGGGCAUGGUGGGGCCGUUUCUCGAGGUCACUCUGGUGCCGGAAAGCGAGCUUCGCAAGGCCACCCUGCACAUCUUUUUCGAUAUGAUGGAGUGCGAGCAGCGGGCCCGCGGGAGCUUCAAGUCUGUGGAGUCCGAGCUGAUUGACAAGCUCGACAUUCUUAUCAGCGAGAAUAAAGGCGACGAUGAGUACAGGCAGUUGUUUAACACUAUGGUGAACCAUUUUAAUCUAUCCAGUCGAAUAUCUCCUAAAACGCGAGAUCUCUCUCGCGUGUGUAACAUGGGGAUACUUUUGCUCUUCCUGCAGAACUUCUACAAGAAUGAGUUCAACCGGAAGGAGAUGUACCUGCGCUACAUCUACAAGCUGCACGAUCUACACCUGGCCGCCGAGAAUUACACGGAAGCGGGCUUCACGAUGAAGCUCUACGCCGAUCAGCUGGGCUGGGGCUCGACAAUUCUGCCGCCCGAUCACGCUCAUCCCCAGCAACCUGAGUGGCAGCGCAAGGAGCUGCUCUAUCACAAGAUCAUUCAUUAUCUCGACCGUGGCAAGUGCUGGGAGAAGGGUAUACCCCUGUGCAAGGAGCUCGCGAUCUUGUACGAGUCCCGGCUGUACGAUUACGCCAAACUCAGCCACGUGCUGAAGCUGCAAGCCAAGUUCCUGGACAACAUCCUGACGCAACUGCGCCCGGAGCCCGAGUACUUCCGCGUUGGAUUUUACGGUCUCAGCUUCCCACUUUUCGUCAGAAACAAGUUGUUUAUUUAUCGUGGCUUGGAGUACGAACGAAUAGGGGCGUUCACGCAACGGCUGCAGACCGAAUUUCCAUGCGCGCAAAUUUUAAUGAAGAACUCCCCGCCUGACGAGACUAUCCUUUCGUCUGAGGGUCAAUAUAUCCAAAUUUGCAAUGUGAAGCCGAUUCCCGAGGAGGGCAGCCUGGCCUGUAGCGGCGUCGAAGUUCCCGAACGCGUGGUCGCUUUCUACCUGGUGAAUGACGUUCGCAGGUUUACGUUCGACCGACCGCUCCACCGGGGGCCGGUGGAUCGUGAGAACGAGUUCAAAUCACUGUGGAUCGAGCGAACGAUGCUGAUGACGGAGGCCAAAUUGCCGGGGAUCCUCAGAUGGUUCGAGGUGAUCGAGAAGCGGUCGGAAUUGCUCGCGCCGGUGCAGUACGCCUGCGAAACUAUGCAGAGCGUGGAGAGGGAGUUGAGGCGGCUGGUGGCGCAGUACACCGCGGAGCCGCAUAGAAAUAUCAAUCCGUUCAGCAUGCGGCUGCAGGGUAUCAUCGACGCUAACGUGAUGGGCGGUAUCACCAAGUAUCAGGAGGCCUUUCUCACGCCCGAGUUCGCCCGACAGAAUCCCGAGAUGGUGCCGCAUGUUAAUCGCUUGAAGGGACUGAUACUGGAUCAGAUGAGCGUGUUGGAAUCCGGCCUGGUGUUGCACGGCCAGAUCGCGCCGACCGGGGUCCAGCCGUUGCACAAGAGGCUGAUCGAGAGAUUCACGCAGCUCAAGCAAGGCCUCGGUCCGCUGGCCAGACAGAGAACCAUUCAUCAGGACAGCAUCGUGAAUUCGCCCCUACCACCCUUGCCGGUCAACGACAAGCAGCGUCCGGCCACCUUGGAGACCGUCGGUUCCAGGUCGUCGCACGCCGACAGCGACGGCCUUCCCGAGGACGAGGGUUUCUACACGAAAGUGGACGGUGUACCGCCACCUAUUCCGCAGCGGGAAGUACGGCCGCGCUCCGUCGGCUAUGGCACAACCCCGCCUAGGCCCACGCAUCAGCGAUCCCUCAGCAAGCCGCUGAGUCCGAAACUGCCAUUGAGGCAUUCCUUGCCCACUCCUACGGACGGCGUGGACCAGAGCGGCCUCAGAACUUCGUGGAGCGAGCCUGGACCUGAGCCCGCUCCUCCGCUACCACCCAGGGGUUGCAACACUAGCAAUGAUCAGAUUAAUUCUCUUUCACAGGUGAGCCCGCCACCGAUCCCUCCCAAGGCCCAUCAGGACACUCCUUCAGCUCCCUCGACCCUCGAGAGAGUAUCCAACCGAACGCAGAGUCACGGCCACUCGGAGAACUAUUCCGUGCCGAAGAUGCAGACGCUCUCCGUGGCGUCCGACACGGAGAGCACCGUGUAGUGACGCUAUCCUCCCCCUAGUCUCUAGCGGUUAGUAUUUUAGUGAUGUGCAUGUGCCAUUAUGGUCAGGCGCGAAUCCUGUACUCAAUUUAUUCCCUCGAGUCGUCGGGAUUCCUCUUAGAACGGUAACUUAAGAUAGGCAAUAAGAUUUAUCAUCGUCGUCAUCGUUGUCGUUGUCGUCGUCGUCGUCGUCGUCGUCGUGUCGUAACAAGGUGUAACGUGGAGAGGCGGACCUUAGACUUCGUCGUCAUCGAGAUUUUUGACUUUUGCACAUGGACCGACUCCGCACGUAGCUGACAGCAAAACUUUGGGAACCGAAUUAAACCGUAAACUUGAUCCGAAAGAUCGACAUCGAACUGAUCCGGUAACGUAAUACGAAAA
This is a messenger RNA of Wasmannia auropunctata (little fire ant), 5210 nucleotides long. RefSeq names its product dedicator of cytokinesis protein 3 (gene spg). Gene Ontology annotation, cellular component: cytoplasm; plasma membrane. Bases 1 to 4830 code for a protein of 1609 amino acids. The record is from RefSeq and is a predicted model, not a curated record. Gene Ontology annotation, molecular function: small GTPase binding; guanyl-nucleotide exchange factor activity. The transcript has 12 exons. Gene Ontology annotation, biological process: small GTPase-mediated signal transduction. Lineage: Eukaryota; Metazoa; Arthropoda; Insecta; Hymenoptera; Formicidae.